This is a messenger RNA of Candidozyma duobushaemuli, 909 nucleotides long. RefSeq lists its product as uncharacterized. The record is from RefSeq and is a predicted model, not a curated record. The coding region runs from base 1 to 909 and encodes 302 amino acids. NCBI's taxonomy places the organism in Eukaryota, Fungi, Ascomycota, Pichiomycetes, Serinales, Metschnikowiaceae. The transcript has a single exon.
AUGUCUUUUCCUGUUAAUAUUUUCCAAUACCAACCAAACUUGCCAGCAAUUGAGUAUCAAUCCGAAGGCAAACCCGAGAAUUUUCUCGUCUUUAUCGGUGGUUUGGGUGAUGGUCUCCUUUGCACUAAGUACAUACCCCAGAUAGCGGAGCUUUUCAACAAAGAAUUGGGCGGGAAAUGGGGUGUUGUCGAGACUUUGAUUCAAUCGUCUUACAUUGGCUGCGGAACAGGCAGCUUGGGACGUGACGUACGUGAGUUGGCUCAAUUGGUCAAGUACCUUAGAUCCAAUAGAGGUACUCCACAGUCCAAGAUAGUGCUCAUGGGCCAUUCUACUGGGUGCCAGGACACAAUUGAAUACCUCUCCAAAUUCGCAUACCAAGACGACUUUGAGAGCAUCUUCAAAUUGGACGGUGGGAUUUUGCAAGCCCCUGUAUCGGAUACUGAGGCCUCUGAAUACUUCCACAAGGACACAAAUAUAAAGGAGGUCCUCAAGCAGGCCAAGGAGCUCAUUGACGCAGGAAGAGGCAACGAGUUGCUUCCUGAGGAGACAAGAAAGUUGUCUGAUGGUGUCCCGGUCUCUGCCUACAGAUUCUACUCCUUGAAUGCGAGAAGAACAGACGACGACUACUUUUCGUCUUAUCUCAAUGAGGAAGACUACAAACAGACUUUCGCAAAGGUAACUCUGCCUUUGCUUGUUCUUGUCGGAGAGAAAGAUGAGUUCAUUCCGCCAUAUACUGAUCGUAAAGCCUUAUUUGAAGACUGGAAGAAGGUCACACCGGAGACCGUCUGGAGUGAAUUCAGCAAGGUCGUCAAGGGUGCUGACCACAAAGGCGGUGGUCCAUUGUCCGAUGAGGGCGCUUCUGAAGAUAUCGCCAAAACGGUUGUUGAGUUUAUCAAGAAAAACUUUUAA